AUGACUACUCUCUGUAGCGGCUCAGUAGCUGGAAAACAAAAGGAUGCAACAGCUUAUGACGAUGACUUCUUACAUAGGCUCGUCAUACCGCUCACUUGUUUUAAAUCUGCCUCAUCACCCGACAGCUUGGACCCCGAGAAGCUAUGUGAAGAAGCAAAAGAAAAGGGGCCGCAUUGGCUUAUUGAAUACUUUUGCGAAAGUCUUUGCGAACGAUAUUCUAAGCAGAUAUCCGGAGCUCAACUCCUCCACGAACUAAAGAGAUCUCCUCGCAGAGCUCUUGAGGCUCUGCAAAAGGUAGUCAAGACUUCAAAGGGCCAUGAGCUUUAUUGGCUCCUUCUACGUCCUGUCAAUGAAGAUGGAACUUUGGAACUAUCAGGAGAUGAACUGCUCGAGAAUCUCAUCUCAAUCGGGUAUCGAACAGGGAAGCUUGGCUAUUGUUAUGUAGUUCACGAAGACGCGUCCUCCUACACCUCGCACUACCUCAAACUUGUCGAUUGGUUGAAGUGGCAAAAGGAGACCGAUAGUCUCCUGGAUUUCGCGAUUCAGGAGUGCCCAAUGUUCGGUAAAGAAUACUACUUAUCACGACGUCCUUCAUCUUCAUCUUCGUGGACUUCCGCAGAUUCCACGCAGGAAUUGAAUCCUACACUAGACACAACGCUGCAACUGGCUUACGUCCCAACUUCACCACUUGGACUCGAAUACUUAGAAGCGGUGCAAGAACUGGAAGAUCCCCUGCCUGAUUUCAAGGAAACAAGAGAGGACAAGGUCGAGUGUUCUAGCGAUGGCGACUCGGGUCUGAACGAUCGAACGCACAAAGACAGAGAAUGCCUGUGCUUCAUCUACUGGGACCUCAUGCUCAAACUUCUCAUGGUGUAUGUUACUUUCAUAUACACCCUGUCGCCAGGCGAUGCAGACCCCCAGAGGCUUUUCGAAGAAGCCAGAAAAUACGAGCCUUGUCGGAUCCUUGAACGGCUUUACAAACGUGGUUUCCAACUAGCAAUUGGAGGUGGGCACUUGCGUGCCGCUCUAGAAAUGGUUGACGACAAAGCCAAACGAUAUCUUGCUGGCUUUGAAUAUCUACGAGUGACAGCUCGAACUCCUGAUGGCAUUGAACUUACUAGGUUGCUGCCCGCCUAUGAAAUUGGCCCUGUUGAAGCCGUGGCGAAAGUCGAAGAGGUCAUUUCCGCAAUCUGCGAUGGUGUUACUCUAGCGAAGUAUCGUUGCUUUUAUGCAAUUGAUGCAGAUCAGUCUCCCUUCUCCCACGUCCGUGUCAGAGUUGCCAUGACGGUGGAUUAUUGGAGUUUCGUUUGGCCUGAUAGUCAUAUGGCCAGUUCAGAGGCUGUCAAACCCGAGGCGGAUCCGACACUCACUGAGGAAAAUGAGGCUGCAGUUAGCUCAGAGGGCCCAAUUCAUCUUGAGCAGAAGGAGAAAUUCGUGGAGAGAUUUGAGAGGCUCACGACUGAAGAGCAUCACGAUGUGCUAGAACGGGAACUUUUGGAAGCUGAAGGCAUUGCAAGAAAGAGCUCCUCUCUUGAGCACAGUCAUGUGGCCAGCAUGGUUGAUGAGGAUGAGGAAGAAGGUGGAUUCACUAUGAUUUUUGGGAUUUAA
Messenger RNA from Fusarium subglutinans, 1608 nucleotides. RefSeq lists its product as uncharacterized. The record is from RefSeq and is a predicted model, not a curated record. The transcript is spliced from 4 exons. The coding region runs from base 1 to 1608 and encodes 535 amino acids. NCBI's taxonomy places the organism in Eukaryota, Fungi, Ascomycota, Sordariomycetes, Hypocreales, Nectriaceae.